Messenger RNA from Fusarium venenatum, 417 nucleotides. RefSeq lists its product as uncharacterized. NCBI's taxonomy places the organism in Eukaryota, Fungi, Ascomycota, Sordariomycetes, Hypocreales, Nectriaceae. The record is from RefSeq and is a predicted model, not a curated record.
AUGGCCGUCAGUGGAGUAGACUCGGAAGGCGUGCCAUUCGGACGAAAACUCUUCACUGAACGUGAUAUCCAUUUGGUCUCUGGACCGAAACUGUUUAGGUACUGGCGCGGCAAGGGGGGGAGGGCCUACGCAUCUGGAAUCCUAGACGAUGUGUGUCACUUGCUCAAGAUUCUGGAUGAACAGGAUGGAAAACGACAGGUGCAGUUUGUUGGAUGCGCCAAGUCCCAGUCUGAGUGGUGGGAUUCGGACAAAGUCAAGGAGACCUACAUUGAGCUUUGGGAUGAGUGGGUUCAAGGUACGACUUUUUCCGCCCCUAUUCCACCAGAUGAGAGGUUGACAAAUUAUUUCCAGCGAGAGACGCUAUCAGACAGGAAUCUGACUGAUGAAGCCGUUGACAGGAUUGAUGACCUGCGCUAG